UCAAAGGAUAGGCAGGCUUCCCUCUUGUGCACUCCGCCCGCCCCGGCUUCCAGCACGUCCGGACACGACAACCAGCUUCAGCUUGGUUACUCUUUGUUGUACCGUUAAUCCAAUAAAUAAAUACUGUAACCAAGAUUCCAGAUGGGUUUGGUUUUGCCAAAGACUAUGAAAGUUUGUAUUGCUUGUGGGCUAUGGCUUCGUAUGUGCUCACUUUCUUCUUGUUGCUAUUGUCUCACAUCUAAUCUUUGAUCAGCCGAACACGGCCCAUCUGUUUUCGGUGCUUCUUUAAUGCGAUAAGAACAAGAAUAUGAAGUGUUGUUCGGUUUGGGAAUUGGGAGUAUCGUCGAGAAAGGGCUUCGAAGAAAGGUUUGGUUUUUCGGGGGAGGCGGAGGGGUUUUGAGAAAUGGAUUGUUUCCCGUGUUUUGAAUCAAGGGAGGAGGAAAACCUCACUCUGGAUAAACAAAGAGAACAUCGCAAGGAAACCCAUCAAACCAUCCACUCCAACAUAUCUAGAUUGUCUUCUGGAGCAGAAAGACUCAAAUCAAGAAGCAAUGCUGGACCGAGAAGGGUGUCAUUGGCUCCAAAGGAUGCACCUGAGGUUAACAUUGCUGCCCAAACAUUCACCUUCCGUGAACUUGCUGCAGCAACAAAGAAUUUUAGGCCAGAGUCUUUCUUAGGAGAAGGAGGAUUUGGGUGUGUGUAUAAAGGGCGACUUGAAAGCACUGGACAGGUUGUUGCAGUCAAGCAAUUGGAUAGUAAUGGGCUUCAGGGUAACAGGGAAUUUCUUGUGGAAGUUCUCAUGCUUAGCCUUUUGGAUCAUAAUAAUCUAGUGAAUUUGAUUGGGUACUGCGCUGAUGGGGACCAGCGACUUCUUGUUUAUGAAUUCAUGCCGCUAGGGUCUUUGGAAGAUCACCUUCAUGAUCUUCCACCAGACAAAGAACCACUAGAUUGGCACACAAGAAUGAAGAUAGCAGCUGGAGCAGCGAAAGGUUUGGAAUACCUCCAUGACAAAGCAAACCCUCCAGUAAUUUAUAGGGACUUCAAGUCCUCAAACAUAUUAUUGGAUGAAGGAUACCACCCAAAGCUUUCUGACUUUGGGCUUGCGAAACUUGGACCUACUGGGGACAAGUCUCAUGUUUCAACCAGGGUCAUGGGCACCCAUGGUUAUUGUGCUCCUGAGUAUGCCAUGACAGGGCAACUGACAGUGAAAUCAGAUGUUUACAGCUUUGGAGUUGUUUUCUUAGAACUUAUUACCGGACGUAAAGCCAUUGACAGCACCCGAUCCACUGGAGAACAGAACCUCAUAACAUGGGCUCGCCCCUUGUUCAAUGACCGUAGGAAGUUUGCAAAAUUGGCUGACCCACGACUUCAUGGUCAGUAUCCUAUGAGGGGUCUCUACCAAGCUCUAGCUGUGGCAUCAAUGUGCAUCCAGGAGCAGGCUGCUGCCCGUCCUCUUAUCGUGGACGUAGUCACUGCCCUCUCUUACCUGGUAAACCAGGCUUAUGAUUCCAAUAAUGCUGCAAUACAUAGCUACAGGCUCUUGGGGGACGAGGAUGAGAAAAGAAGCAAAGAUGACAGUGACAAAGGUGGGAGGAUAUUGAAAAAUGAUGAAGUGGGAGGAUCCAGGUCUGAAAGAGAUGAUGCUCCAAGAGAAACAAGAAGGAUUUUGAAUCGGGACCCUGAUCGAGAGCGAGCUGUUGCAGAGGCCAAAAUGUGGGGAGAAAAUUGGCGGAAAAAAGACAUCAAAUAGCUCGAGGCAGUUUCGAUGGGACUAAUGGGUAAAAUCUCCAAUUGUACAUCUUCGGGCUUCAUCUUAUACCCCAGCUCAUUAUCUGCCUACAGAAACAUGUAGGGAACCUUUCUUUGAGCAAAUGGCUCAUAGGAAAGAGACUUGUGGAUGAAACAUUUACUUCUUAAAUUCCUUUUUUCUUUUCUUUUCUGGAAUAUAGAAAAGGAAAACUAGCACAAGCAAAGACUGUAUAUUUAAGCUAGAAGAAUGAGGAGCGGAAGAUUGUGAUUUUAUUCAUAAGAUUUGAGACUAAAAUCAUCUGACUUUAUCCUUCUGCGGGCUAUAGAAGAUCUGUGCCCCAGAAGACAUUAUAGAUUGUGUUAAAGAAAAAGCUUGCUGUUUCCAAGUUUGAGCUCGAACAAAUUAGUUCCAGCAUUCUUGCUUGUAAAGAAUUAUGUCUUGUCCUUAAAUUUCCACAUAUUUUAAUUUCCUCGUUU
This is a messenger RNA of Diospyros lotus (date-plum), 2226 nucleotides long. Its product is annotated as serine/threonine-protein kinase PBS1-like. Bases 404 to 1750 code for a protein of 448 amino acids. NCBI's taxonomy places the organism in Eukaryota, Viridiplantae, Streptophyta, Magnoliopsida, Ericales, Ebenaceae. The transcript is spliced from 5 exons. The record is from RefSeq and is a predicted model, not a curated record. Gene Ontology annotation, biological process: protein phosphorylation. Gene Ontology annotation, molecular function: ATP binding; protein kinase activity.